CAAAAUUCGACUCAAUUUGACUCGUACAACUGGGACUCUACUCAUCGAUAAAUAGACUGCCCAGAGAUCGGGUUCGAUAAUCAUUCUUCGCGCAUCAAAGAAGAGUUCUCUCUUCAAGCGCUUUCUAUCCAAGAUGGCCACCGAUACGCAAACUAUCGAGUUGGUUCAAACAGGGAAGCGCGAUUAUCUAAUAGGACUUGAGAAAAAAUAUCAAGCACGAUGGGCGCAAGAGAAAGUCUUCGAGGUCAACGCUCCCCCGGCUGCGGACUUACAAGGUCUUACACCAGACCAAAUUCGCGAGAAAUACCCCAAGUGGUUCGGCACUUUCCCUUAUCCAUACACGAAUGGAAGCUUGCAUCUGGGACACGCAUUCACCAUUAGCAAGAUCGAGUUCGCAGCGGGGUACCAGCGUAUGCUAGGAAAACGAGUUUUGUUCCCUCAUGGAUUUCACGUAACCGGUCUUCCAAUCAAGGCGUCUGCGGACAAAUUAGUGCGGGAAAUGGAGAUGUUUGGCAGGGAUUUCGAAAACUUCGAGGAGGUUCAGCAGAAGUUGGCUGAAGAAGCUGAGGAUGCACCCAAGGAGGAAAAGCCAGUUGUUGCGAAGGAGGGAGCCGUCGACAAUUUCAAGGGAAAGAAGGGAAAGCUCCAGGCCAAGUCAACGGGACACGUUUACCAGUUCCAAAUCCUGCAGUCCAUUGGUAUUCCGACGGCUGACAUCAAGUCGUUCGCCGACCCUCAGCACUGGCUGGAGUUCUUCCCCCCUAUCGCGAUGGAGGACAAUAACGCAUUUGGCUCGCGUGUCGACUGGCGGAGGCGGUUUUUGACAACGCCUGCGAAUCCGUACUACGACGGUUUCGUUCGAUGGCAGGUGAACAAAUUACAUGCCAUGGGCAAGAUCAAGUUCGGAGAGCGAUACACCAUCUAUAGUCCCAAGGAUGGCCAACCAUGCAUGGAUCACGAUCGGUCAGAUGGUGAGGGUGUCGGCCCGCAAGAGUACACGGCAGUCAAAAUGGAGGUGGUGGACUGGAGUCCAGCAGCCAAGGAUGCUAUCGAGGGGAAAGUUGGUGGGCGCAAAGUGUUUUUGGUCGCUGCGACCUUGCGACCGGAAACGAUGUACGGCCAGACCAACUGCUUCGUCGGUCCUACGAUCAAAUACGGCGUGUUCGCGGUCAACGACAACGAAGCUUUUGUGUGCACUUACCGAGCCGCACGGAACAUGACGUUCCAGGGUAUUACGAAGACACGCGGCGAGAUCGAUCAGUUGCAGGAGCUUGAAGGCUCGGCAAUUGUGGGGACGCGCAUCAAGGCACCAUUUGCUAUCAACCCGGAGGUGUACGUCUUGCCGAUGGAGAGUGUACUACCUACAAAAGGAACUGGCGUCGUAACGUCUGUUCCAUCGGACUCUCCUGACGACUGUGCGACACUCAACGAUCUAGUGAAAAAGGCUGCAUUCUACGGGAUCAAGCCUGAGUGGGCUGCGAUCUCACCUGUACCUGUCAUCUCGACUGCUGGCUACGGCGACAUGAUUGCACCAUCUUUGUUGAAGAGCAUGAAGAUCAACUCGCCGAAGGACGCCAAGCAGCUGGCUGAAGCGAAGGACAUUGCGUACAAGGAGGGCUUCUACAACGGGACCAUGCUGGUGGGCGAGUUCAAGGGCAUGCGUGUUGAGGAAGCGAAGCCACGGGUCAGGCAGCGGAUGAUCGACGCCGGACUGGCCAUGGCUUACGCAGAGCCAGAAGGCCUUGUAAUCAGCCGAAGCACAGACGAGUGUGUCGUCGCGUUGAUGGACCAGUGGUACAUGGACUACGGCGAGGAGAAAUGGCGUGCCGCGACAGAGAGAGCUCUAUCGAAGAUGCAUUUCUACUCUGCUGAGACACAACAUUCUUUCGAAGCGACUUUGGGCUGGUUGAAUCAAUGGGCUUGCGCUCGAACAUACGGUCUAGGAUCUGUUUUGCCAUGGGACCCCCAGUUCUUGGUCGAGUCACUGACAGACUCAACAAUCUACAUGAGCUAUUAUACUGUCGCCCAAUUGUUACAUGAGAAUAGCAUCGAUGGCUCCGUCCCGGGGCCGUUGGGGAUCACUGCAGAGCAAAUGACCGACGAAAUGUGGGAAUAUGUCCUAUGUGAUGGACCAUAUCCGCCAUCGACAUCCGUGCUGAAAGAAAAGGCAGACGCGCUGAAGCAUGAGUUCAACUACUUCUAUCCGCUGGACAUUCGUUCUUCCGCGAAGGACUUGGUGCCGAAUCACUUGACCUUCUGCUUGUAUAAUCACGUCGCCAUCUUCCCCGAGGACAAAUGGCCGCGGAGCUUCCGAACGAACGGACAUUUGUUGUUGAACGGGAAAAAGAUGUCCAAGGGCGCAGGCAACUUCUUGACCCUGCGAGAGGGCAUUAAAAAGUUUGGUGCGGACGCGACGCGUUUGUCUCUGGCUGAUGCUGGAGAUGGUGUCGAGGACGCUAAUUUUGACGAGAAGACGGCGAAUGCGAACAUCUUGCGAGUGCACACCCUCGUGAGCUGGUGCGAGGAGAUGAUCAAGGAUCAAGCGACUCUCCGCACUGGAAAGAAGGGCUCCUAUCACGAUGUCGUUUUCGAGCAGGAGACCAAUGAGCUUAUCAACAUCACUCAGUCUCACUACGAAGAAAUGAACUACAAGGAUGCGCUCAAGUUCGGCUUCUAUGAGCUGCAGUCUGCUCGAGACUGGUAUCGAGAGGUCACGGCCGACAUCGGCAUGCAUGCCGAGUUGGUUAAGAAUUGGAUUCAAGUAGCUGCGUUGCUGAUCACACCGAUCGCUCCCCAUUUAGCAGAGCAUCUCCAUUCGACCCUUCUCCAAUCGCCGACUUCAGUGCAGCUUGCUCUGUGGCCAACACCUUCCGAGACCGUUGACCGGACUGUCAUCGAAACUGGCCUUUAUAUGCGUGGUCUCACCAAGACUAUCCGCGAUGCAGAACUCACUCUCGUCCGGUUGAUGACCAAGGGUAGGAGCAAAGGCAAGACCGCCGACAAGGGACCCGCAUUUGACCCGAAGAAGCCAAAGAGUGUUAGGAUAUAUGUGGCCAGCUCUUUCCCCGACUGGCAAAACACUUGCGUCGCCAUCGCCAAAGAGGCAUUCGAUGCGGACACCCAGUCAUUUGACGAUGCCAAGAUUCGCGCCCUCUUGACAGAGCGUGGCUUGCUCAAAGACAAACGGGUUAUGCCGUUUGUUCACGAAUUCAAGAAGCGGGUCGCCGCUGUCGGUGAAAAAGCCUUCGAGCGCGAGUUGGCGUUUUCUGAGAGCCAGGUCUUGUCCGAGAUUAUUCCAUACUUGAAAAAGUCUCUGACUUUGGUGGAUGUGGAUGUCUACUCGGUUCAAGAGGCGCUGAAACAGUCAGCACCCGGCUUCACCCCAACUAUUAUCGAGUCUGCAGUGCCAGGAACACCUGCGUUCGAGUAUCGUAAUGUCGAAAGAAUGUAAUACAUAGACCUCGUUAAUGAUCCCCCAUCCGUAAAGAACAAGGGGGGAGCGUGAGAUAUUGC
Messenger RNA from Mycena citricolor, 3513 nucleotides. Lineage: Eukaryota; Fungi; Basidiomycota; Agaricomycetes; Agaricales; Mycenaceae. The record is from the annotation of a GenBank genome assembly.